Molecule: messenger RNA, 1332 nt
Organism: Fomitopsis serialis
Lineage: Eukaryota; Fungi; Basidiomycota; Agaricomycetes; Polyporales; Fomitopsidaceae
Exons: 8
Source: RefSeq, a predicted model, not a curated record
CCAAGCCCCGACGCCCGGCUCGACGCGCGCGGAGCGCCCCCAAGCCCGUUUUGGCGACGGGCCAGCGUGCCUGCGCCCGGUUUCUACAACCCGACGGAUAAUGGCGGGAGCUGGCUCACGCAAGUAGACGGCACCUUUCCUCCGGGCCAGGGCGAGGCAAUCAAUGUCGUCAUCUCAGGAGACUCAGACUCGACAGUGCUUGUCAACCAAGAGCCAGACGGAGGGCUUUUGAACUACUUUGUUUCUUUCGGGUAUUCGACAGAAUGUCUCGGUCAGCACGACGGCACUCCACAAAGAGCGGAUUUGGGGGACGGGAAUGGGUCUACUAACCAAACCGCUGAGAUACGGUGGGACUACGGGGAUCCCGAGUUGGGUACGUGCCAGGAGACGAUACAGGGUGGAAGCCAUUUCCGGUAUUGGAUACAGAAUGGGAACAGCAUGACACGUGCUGGUGCGGUGUUCAUGGCGGCAUCAUAUGAGCUUCCCGAAACAGACGGUCAUGACAUUGUGUUCAAUGGCUACAACCUGGGUCGAGACUGGCUCAUCGGCAAUAUCACCAACCAAACCCACAUUAUUCCCACUGCCAACGUCUCGAAUGGUACAUCGUACACAGGGCAGACGUCAUAUGACGGGUACACGUACGAAACAACUGCCCUGUACUUGUACGGAUACGCGCCGAACACGAGUUACGCCGUGAACCACAACCUCACGACGUCCAACAACGUGACAAACUCGGACGACGGCUUCAUUGCGGUGCUCACAGUGAAGAUCGUCACGGCGCCCCAGAACUCGUAUGUCUUCAUGCCACGAAAUGCAUACGGUAUGCCUGACGUUCUGGUGCCACAGGGGUGCAAUCUCAUGGCGAACAGCAUCACCAUGGGCUCCGCUUGCUGCAGCAUCACAUACACUCAAGGACUCCCGCUAUCGCUGUAAUGAUACCUGACGACCUCGGCCCCGCUUGCACUGCAUUCUACGUACUCCAGGAGCUUCAGCACCUCUCCCAACCUCUGCGAUCCCCUCCCACCGUCCCGCUAGAUCCUCCUUGCUUACGUUGUUGUUGUUGCAUCUCGCCUCUGCCCCGCUCCCCUUGCUCUGUGUAUACCCGGACUUGAUGGACGGGCCGAGCUUCUUGUUUAUUGCUUUUCUUCUCUUUCUGAACCAGCACGACAUACAUCCACUACUACACCCUCACUGGCGUCCCGAGCCGAUGUACCCUAUACUUACCACCUACUAGAUACAGUCCUCUGCUGGACUUGGAGAAUGAAAAAUAUCGGACUCCUUCGAUUACAACAUGUUGAUGUGGUCUUACAGUAAUAUGUUUGCGAGCUGAGC